Messenger RNA from Stegastes partitus (bicolor damselfish), 2589 nucleotides. RefSeq names its product ELL associated factor 2 (gene eaf2). The coding region runs from base 85 to 885 and encodes 266 amino acids. Gene Ontology annotation, cellular component: super elongation complex. The transcript has 6 exons. Gene Ontology annotation, biological process: transcription elongation by RNA polymerase II. Gene Ontology annotation, molecular function: transcription elongation factor activity. The record is from RefSeq and is a predicted model, not a curated record. NCBI's taxonomy places the organism in Eukaryota, Metazoa, Chordata, Actinopteri, Pomacentridae.
GUUUCUCGGAGCUCUGCUUUACAUGGUUGUCGGAUAAAAAAGAGCAAAGGAAAGUAAAGUUUUGUGCUUCAUGAAACUCCGAGAAUGAAUGGAACAGCUUACUCCAACUUUGACAAUCAAGAACAUGUCCUGAAAUUAGGAGAGACAUUUGAGAAACACCCUAAAAGUGCCUACCACACAGUACGAUAUGAUUUCAAACCAGCAUCCAUUGAUACAGCAUGUGAAGGGGAGCUUGAAGUGGGCAAAGGAGAGCAAGUUACUAUUACUUUACCCAAUUUAGAGGGUUCAAGUGCUCCUGUAACCGUCUUCAAGGGAUCCAAGAGGCCUUACAUGAAAGAGUGCAUCCUCAUUGUGAACCAUGAUACAGGAGAGUACAGACUGGAAAAACUCAACAGCAACAUAGCUGUGAAGAAAACCAGGGCUGAGGGCAGCAGUAAGAUUCAGUCUCGCCUGGAACAACAGACCAGUCGUCUGAGCCAGCAGAUGAGGAGUAGUAGCGGCAGCACCAGUAGCAAGACCUCCACCAGCUCCAAGAGUUCUCCUCCUAAAGAGAAGACUUCUCCAGCAUCCCCCAUGGACGACAUUGAGAGAGAACUGAUGGCAGAGGCUCGGGUCAUGGAUCAGAUGAGCAGCAGCGACGGCUCCUCGGACUCUAACAGCUCGUCAUCCUCCAGCAGCGAUGACAGCUCGAGCAGUGAUUCAGAAGAUGAACGGACUUCUGCGACGCCGUUAACACCAGCCUACCCGAGCAUGCCUAUCAUAAACACCAGCACCACCAGCAGCAGCAGCAGCAGCAACAGCCGCCACCAGGAGAGUGGAGGACUCAUGAACACACUGAAGAGUGACCUCCAGCUGAGUGAGUCGGGCAGUGAAAGUGAUGACUGAACACCAUGAGGACGUCAGGAGGAUUUCCAGUGAAGAGUGAAGGAUCCUUAAAAGUGGCACUGCCUUCUCUACAUAUCCACAUUUCUGCUCGUAAAUAUAACGUGUUGCUUCUCUGCCCACAAAACGUCAAAUUUUAUGUCACAUUUAUUGCUUUUUGUGCGCGAGAGACGCCGUAGUUCAGACAGAUGUGAUGUUGUUGGUGUCGGGGAAGCGGUAAAAUAUGACAAACUAUCUGUAAUGUGUCUCACUGGAUGCUUCUGUGUGGUUAAACUGACCAAACAAAUGUGAGCGGCAGAAUCCCAGUGGUGUUCAUGUAGUGAAGACGGAUGUUUCUGCCCAUCAAUCGGUCGUCUUAAACCACCACCUUCUGCAUUUCAACGUAGCAACUUUAGUUGUGCCUUAGAUCAGAUAUUAGCUAACUGCUUGAAAGUCUUAAAAGUCUCAGCUGCAUUAGUUUCGCAUUAAAGGCAUAAAACUGUCAUAACAGAAAUGAAAUGUUUUUAGGAUGAGCCAAACUGAUAUGACAGAAUCUUUUGCUUUUGUGUUUUUAGAAAAAAAUAAUUAUUGUAAACUUAGUCACUGAGCCUUUUGCCUCCGAUUACUAAAACUCUUUCUUUCGUUUGAUGUUGCAUUAAUGACAUUAUUUUAUUUUUGGCCACUCUGGGGGCAACAAAACAAGCUGAAAAUGUUACAUUGAUAUAUUAUUACCAUAGAAAUUACAGAAAUCGUUACAAACUGUUGUUUAUUGACACAUCCAGAAAUCACAUAGCAAAAUUCAAAAUAUUUCUAAUGUGUUUCUUGCAACAUGAAACCUAUAAGUUCAGAAUUCCCUCUCCUUUUUGCUCUGUUUUGGCUCUUCACCAGCCCCUGAGAAACACAGCUUUCUCUCUCUUUACCUUCUACAUGCUGCUCCAUGUUUUCCAGAUCGUUGCUAACUUUGCCUGUCUGCUACAGCUGCCUGCUGUGACUAGAAACUGGGUUAAUGAGAGCAGUUUGUGGGCGAGAAAACCAAAACAGCAAAGUGAAAAAAUGCAAAAAUGCUCCAUGGAGCUUAAGUGAAAAGGUGGGUGAUGGUUUACCUGUAGCUGUUGUAUUGCACCGAGUCAUUUAUUCAUUGCUAUUAUAAAGAUAUUAAUUGUUGCAGCUUUACAAAGUAAGAUGUCUCCAAAACGUUGCAUAUCAUAAUUUAUAUAAAUGGGUGUGAUUUCUGGCGAAGUAGUGCACUAGUGCUCAGUUGACUCAGCUCGGGUCUUGCUUUGUAGCUUUAAACCUGCAAUACUUGAAUCUAAUUAUUUUUAUUUCUAAAUUUUCCUCGACCAACGGUGGAUUGCUUAUAUUUUUAUAUAUAUUUUAAUAACAAUAAGCAAUUGGAAGUGCAACUUAAUAUGAGCUGUGCUGCAAAACAACCCAGAUGCAUCGACACUGCACCUCAGUGUGAGUCUUAAACACUUCACGUGCCUUUCUGUUGUUUGCCUCAGCCAGCUGUACCACAGGACUUCCUGUUGUUUUGUGUCUGCUGAUCUGUCUGAAAAUACAGGAAGCUGCUGUGUUUAUGUUCCACCAUUUCCUUAGCAUCCCUACUGACUGGUACAGUGAGUUAAUGAAAUGUUAAAUAUAUGUUAAGGAGAACGGUGAACCCAGAGAAUCAUGUGUACAUUCUUUGAGAGUAAUUUCUUUUUAGUAAAAAUAAAGAUUUUAAUUGAU